AUGGACAACCUUAACGACGGCCUUCCCUUCGGCUGGGAGGACGCUGAAUUCUUGCUGGCUACUGAAUCAGACAAUUGGGCGGGUUUCCAGACCGAUUUCAGUGAGAAUUGGGCAGCUGAUCAUGAUCUGUCUGAUGAUGAAAACCGCAUUACGCGGCAAGUAUUGCAAACACCUACGACUUACAUCGCCGAGGACUCACCAACGUCAGAAUCACCCGAGCUCCGAGAAGUCGUUCAACCUGAAGCCCCUCUUUAUGAACAGGCAGCCUGGGAUGAAGAUGGAGUGGAAGUUGGAACUAUUCUUCCUGCUGCGCCCAUCAACUCGGUGAAUCGCAUAUCUGUCGACAUACCCACAAGUACUCUUGUUGUGCCCCGGUACCUCUACCAAGGCGAGGAGCCUCCUGCCGAGCUGGCAAGAGAGUGGGCUGCCGUUCAGUCCUUACUGGAAGAACACCGGCGCGUUCACAAUGAGGAUGAUGGCGACUACAUCGAGUUUGAUUUGGACCAAUUCGCUGUGUAUAUCAACGCCACUACACCGGAGGGCAAGCGUUAUGAAGAGCAACCACACCCCUCUGAGAUGCGGCCGCUCCAACAUCUCGGAGUCCGGUCCAACUGCUACCGGAUGUUUGUGGACGGCAUUUUGUCAGUGGGAGACAAGCGCUUUUUCAUAAGAGGUGUACCUUUUGAGCAACUUCCGAUUGGCACCUACGGGUUAUCUGAAUCGACUGUCGGCUCUGAAAUCUGGAUACGCUCACGCCUAAAUGUCACGGUCGCCAGCGGCCAAGGCCCCGACAUCUAUUACCGCCUAAAAAAUCCUUCGACGGAGUAUCGACGCUACUACACCGGAUUCUUAUGGGUCGCCGACUUGACCAAGCAUGUCGUCGAUUACCUUUCCGCAGCCCUGGACAAGAAAAGACGAGUCGUCUUCCGAGAUUUUCGCUCUGACUUCAAUGGAUGGCUAAUGAAAAAGCAUGGAGACUCUGAGGCCUUUUCUUUAUGGCGAAAACAAUAUCGGAGAACAGACUUCUGCAGCGCAGUAGUUGCGAACCUAGAGUUCAUCUACAAGGAGGCUUCUGGUGUUCUUGGAUACAACAAAGUGGGAUCAAUCUACCUAUGGAAGGAGAUCCGCGAAUUCACGGCGUACUUAGACGGCGAAAAGAAGGACCUCUCUGCGCCGACGAGCGGCAUUUCUACUCCUUUGGCCUCUCCCUCAUCCACCCCGAGCAAGCAAAAGCCGGCACAUAUCCCAAAGACAGUGGUAACGCCAUAUGUCGACCAGUUAUUCAAUCACCUGCCAUGUGGUUCGAUGAUGGAAGCGCUUAGCCCGAGUUCUAAAACAGAGAGGUUGCGCCGAGACGUAAUCAGCGUCAAUCGACUUGAGCCAUCUCUGAAUGUACACACGUCGGCCAAGAACUUGGUCGGAAAACCCACCCUAACGUCUAUUAAAGUUGGCGACGUAAUUUCUAUAACCAGAGACGGCGAUAACAGCAAUUGGGCAAGGGAAGUCGCUGCCGGUUUUGAUGACGUCGACCGAUGGUUUGGACUCGUACAAAAAGUUCACAGGCGCGAUAAUGACGAGAAAAGCUUCGACAUUAUCUGGAUAUAUCGCCCUGUCGACACGAUCUGCGGCAACAUGAGAUACCCUUGGAAUAAUGAGCUCUUCGUCUCAGAUCACUGUUCUUGCAAUGACUCAGCCCAUGCAAAGAUCAAAGAAGAGGAAGUGCUGGCUGUGCAUAGGGUUGACUGGGGCGGUUCGUCUACCACCGAUGCCGAAUUUUUCUGCCGGCAGACUUACCUCCACGAGGAACGACGUUUCAUAACCUUCCAUAGAACUCAUCUCUUUUGCAUGCAUAGUCAGGCAAAAGAGCAGAAAUUUGCGUACAAGAUUGGAGAUACGCUUCUUGUUCGCCUAAAGAACUUGGAUAACGUCGUCGAGCCAUGCGAAUUGGUGGAAUUUUGCGACUCGGAAUUUGCUUUAUUCCGACUUUUACGCAGGAGACAUCAUCUAAACAACGCAAACGAACAGGUGCUUCCAAACGAACUUGUUUACAGCGACGAACUGUUGACACUUAGGGUCAAGAAUAUCCAUGGAAAGUGUCUCGUUAGAAUCUUUCGACCAGACGAAACCAUUCCCGCCCCUUAUGACCGAAAAGGCGUAGGGAAUGUGUUUUUCAUCAGAUACCGCUGGCAGUCUGGACAACUGGUUGCUUUCGAAGACGGCUUCUCAUCGCUGAGACAAGGCUUCAACCCGGCGAAGUCGUUUCGUAAGCUUCGUGGCGUUGACCUUUUCUGUGGAGGCGGUAACUUUGGCCGUGGCCUUGAGGAAGGCGGCGCAAUCGAGAUGAGCUGGGCGAACGACAUCAACGUGCGAGCUAUUCAUACAUACAUGGCGAACACAACAAACACCGUUCGUCCCUUUGCAGGCUCUAUCGAUGACAUGCAGAGACUCGCGCUUCAGGGCAAGUUCAGCGAUAAGGUGCCGCCUAUUGGGUCGGUCGACUUUGUGUCUGGGGGAAGCCCUUGCCCGGGCUUCUCUGUUUUGACAGUUGAUAAAACUGCCCCUGAGCAGCGAAAGAACCAGUCUCUUGUGGCUGCUUUUGCGUCUUUCAUAGACAUUUAUCGACCAAAAUUUGGGUUGCUCGAGAACGUCAUGGAGAUCGUGCAGUCCAAGACCAGGCGAAACGAGGACGUAUUUUGCCAACUGAUCUGUGCCAUCGUCGGUCUUGGUUACCAAGCUCACUUCUUCCUGCUAGAUGCUUGGACGUACGGAUCGCCUCAGAGUCGCAGUCGCGUCUUCUUGUGCUUCGCCGCGCCAGGCUUCAAGCUCCCCGAAAUACCGAUCCAGUCACAUUCUCACUACAUGCCAGUCACGCGCAGUAGGAACCUCGGUUGGCUUCCCAACGGCGAGUCAAUGGUCAAGCGUCUCGUCAUGCCGACACCUUUCAAGUUCGUCAGCGUCGCCGAGGCCACGGCGGAUCUGCCAGACAUAAUGGAUGGCAAGGCAGACUGCUGUGUGAACUUCCCUGACCACCGAACGGUGUCCAGCGUUACAAGGUCUAUGAGAGCGCAGCUCGGCGUGAUUCCAAUGCACCCUUACGGCAUGAAUUUCUGCACGACGUGGAAUGAUGGCAAGGGCAUCAUGACGGCAGCUGAGAGAGAUUUCUUUCCCAAGAGAGGAUCAAGGGUCAUUUCGGGUUCUCGGUCUUGGGGCCGCGCUAUUCCGCACAAUGUUAUGCCAACAGUCACCACGACGCCAUCGCCAACGGACACGCGCAUCGGCCGUAUUAUGCAUUGGAGCCAGAAUCGUGUUUUCAGCGUCAUGGAAGUCCGGCGUGCUCAAGGUUUCCUCGAUCACGAGGUGCUCUUAGGACAGCCGAGGGACCAGUGGAAAAUGGUUGGGAAUAGCGUCUCUCGAGAGGUCUCGUUGGCUCUGGGUCUCUCAUUCCGAGAGGCGUGGCUUGGAUCCUUGAUCGAUGGCGAGGAGGUUGAGCCCGCCAUUCGCGUUCCCCUACAGUCGUCACAGACGGUGGCCGGGGAUAUUAAUGACGACUCUGAGGGCACCGUGGAGGCAGAAACGCCUCCUUCUGCAAGUUCAGGCAAAAGAGCCUCCGAUUCAUAUUCGCCGCGGCCUCAAAAGAGAAAGAUGAAAAGUUCGUUUGUCAUUGAGUUGGUGGUUUCGAGGAUCAAAAAGACGCAACAGACCCAGAUGGCGCCAGGGACAGGAGAAAGUCUAGAGGAUAACGAACCUCCGGAAGCUACAUCGGCAUCAAACUCGUCGAGUUCGAGUAUCGAGAUCAUUGAGCUGGAUUAG
Molecule: messenger RNA, 3810 nt
Organism: Colletotrichum spaethianum
Lineage: Eukaryota; Fungi; Ascomycota; Sordariomycetes; Glomerellales; Glomerellaceae
Product: DNA (cytosine-5)-methyltransferase PliMCI
Exons: 1
Coding region: 1-3810 (1269 amino acids)
Cellular component (GO): nucleus
Molecular function (GO): methyltransferase activity; chromatin binding
Source: RefSeq, a predicted model, not a curated record